UAGGCCGUAAUUUCUCGAUAUGAAAUCAUAGAGCGCGGCUCAGUAGUGUCAUUUUUUGUCCGAUGGAGAGUUUCCCGCCAGAAGAAAUUCCUCGGCGAAAUUCCACUCCGUUCGUUGUAAUUGCAAGAUAUGAUCUCGGUCGGCGAGUUUGAUUUUGAUUUGAGAAACUGAGAGAGAAGAAGAAGCUGAGGCAAUGGCAGAAAUGAAUCGAUGGAAGGUGACCUAUACUAAGCACCUCAAGCAGAGGCGCAAAGUUUAUCACGAUGGCUUCUUAGACGUCCACCGUUCCAGCAAUAAGACCAUGCUCUAUGAUGAGUGCGAGAAGCUCCUCGAAUGCAGGAUCUUAAAGCAAGAAGAAGUAGUUUGCUCUGGCGAAACGCUUAUAUUCAACAGUUACCUUGUUGACAUUGACACUCCUCUGGGAGAUCAUAAGCCGGAGUCUGGUCUGAAUUUCCAAGCAGGUCAUGAUAAGAUACCUGAAAAAUCGGGUGUGUUGCGAGGGAAGAACUUCAGAAAUAACUCUGUUUGCUUUGAAAAUAAAGCUAGUGCUGAGAAGAAUAAAACUCGGCCCACUCUCAGCCCUUCAUGUAAAAUAAUCAGAGAAUUUAAGAAGAGCAGAUUGAAGUGCUAUGGAUCGCCACAAACUAGUCCAGACACUAGACAAACAGAGGAGACAGAGUGGCAGGUCCUUUACACCUCAAAUAUUACUCAGAAAGCUAAGAAGUAUCAUGAUGGUUUCUUGAAACUUCUUAUUUGUGGAUCCAUCGGGAGGCAGGUCAUGCUCUUUGAUGAAAACAGGAAACUAUUGGAUAGCAGAUUUAUGAAGAAAGAUGAAACAGUAAAAUCUGGAGAAUCAAUAGCCUUUGAUGCUCAUUUAGUAGAUAUUGGAGAAUGUGAAAGGGAACAUAAGCCUCCAAAAAUUCCUUUAAGUCAAGGUAGCAGUUUCGGAGACAGGGGAACCAGGGUACUGCAUGAACCGAAAAAAUGUUUCAGUGAAAAUGAAAUAUCAACUGGAAAAGAAUGGCAUGUUUUAUACACAAGUCAGAUAACUCAGAAGUCCAAGAAAUAUCACAAUGGGAUCAUCAAAAUUUCCUCCUCUGGUUCUCACCAUAUGCAGGUUACUUUACUGAAUGAAGACAGAAUUAUAUUAAGCAGUAAACACAUCAGUUUAUCAAAAAAGUUGGGGAUGGGGGAGAUACUUGAGCUUCCAAAGUACUUGGUGGAGAUUGGUGAGGCAUGUGAAAAUGUUAAAGUAGAGCUCGCUAACAGAGAUUUUGACAUAAGAAAAGACACCAGCUUUUGCAUUUCUGGUGAAGAUGAAAAGGGAUCGGACAGAGAGCCUAUGAAAAAGUCUUUACGGGAUGCACAUGAAAUAUUGUCCAUUCUUCAAAGGCCAAAGGCUAGAGUGAGCCUUUCUUCUGGUCAUACUGAUAAAAAUAUUAGCGUAUCAGUUUCGUCAUCUCAGGUUCCUGAACCUUCCCUUGCGGCGGAGGCAUUGGAUCUUCCUAUGGACGAACGAUCUCAUCAAAAACCAAGCGAAAACCUGGACCCGAGGGAGUCAUCUAAGAAUGCAGAAAACAACCAAUCCAUUGCUCUAACUCCAUCAACAUUGACAGAAGAACUCGAAAUUGGACACUCCAACCAGACAGAGCAUGUGGAGGCCGAAAAUAGUUCUCUCAGAGAUACAAUUUCUUGGACGCAAGGUACAAGUCAAUUUGCUGCUUGUGAACUUGUUAAUGAUGAAAGCAAAAUGUGCGAGGAGAUCACAUAUGAAAGAGAAACAGUGCACCGCACCCUCUGUCUAUCAAGUUUCAAUUGGUUUGAGCAUGCAAAUGCAUUACUAGGCCUGUAGUUGAUGAGUCCAGAAGUUGUCUCCUUAGGAGUUGCAGAGUUCUUUGUCUUCUGCUCGAGUAUCAUUUUCCAACAUGCGCCUAUAUUUUCACUAUCCAAAGAUUGAUCUCUCAAGUUUGUUUAUGAACCCAUUUGGAUUAGGCUGAAAACAAGAGUUCAAACAUAUUAUUGCGCUAGAUACUUACUUCCUAUAUUUUAUACAUUAGACUUUACAUAGUUGCUUUUUU
This is a messenger RNA of Cucurbita pepo subsp. pepo (vegetable marrow), 2078 nucleotides long. The record is from RefSeq and is a predicted model, not a curated record. Lineage: Eukaryota; Viridiplantae; Streptophyta; Magnoliopsida; Cucurbitales; Cucurbitaceae.